Marchantia polymorpha subsp. ruderalis is the source of this 3548-nucleotide messenger RNA. The record is from the annotation of a GenBank genome assembly. NCBI's taxonomy places the organism in Eukaryota, Viridiplantae, Streptophyta, Marchantiopsida, Marchantiales, Marchantiaceae.
AGAUGGGCGACCAAUGAUGGUCGUCCAUCGAGAAAUGAAUUUUAUAGUGCUGUGAAAGAGGAAAUGAAAGGCGGUCUGAAGGUGCUGCGUGUCAGAGAAGAGGAUGGGUUCUGGCACCUUUUCAGAAGCCAAGCGAAGGAAAGCGGGCGCGGCUCGGGCUCGGGCUCGGGCUCGGGGCUGAAAGGUUUUCUCGGGAGCCGAAAGUACCAUGCGGCCACGGGCACGCUUCACCGGCGGCCAGGGGCGGAGGUGGUGCAGUGGCAGGGCAGGGCAGGGCAGUGGUGCAUGCCUUGGCUCGGCCGCGAGAGAGAUCUAGAGAGAGAUGAGGAUAUGAGCUUGGGCCAUAGUUGGGGCGCGGCCAAGACGGGGCCAGAGGAGGCGCCGACGAAAGGCCACGUUGCGCUGACGUUCGGCUUCUCUCCUGAGCAGUUGCAGCGCUCUCUCCUCGCGCUCGAGGGAGCGGAAAGAAAAACAGUAUCGAAGGCUCGAAUCAUGGCCCCGAGGGGGAGGGCGAGGGCGAGGGGAGGGAGGGUGGCCUUGUCUUGGAUGGCAUGACAGCGGAGUGGAGCUCCUCGAAAGAGGCAGCCGAGGCAUAUCUAUGGGGGCUGCUGGGGCGGGCUGGCUGGCUCGCUGGCUGGCUGGCCGGGUGACGCAGUCCCCAAGGCGCGGCCCCAGCCCCCAGCAGGCCCCACCCCGCGAGCCUCCUCGCAUUCCACCAGUCCGUCUAUUUCUCUCGGAGGGAACACCAAGACCACUUCUUCCUUUAUCAGACAUGGACGAUCAGAUCCGUGGAUAACGACUGAUCGCCUCUUCUCCUCCCCUCCCUGCGCGCUCAUUAUUUUCACCGCUUCUUUCCUCCCGUCCCAGGAGGAUGGUGUCUUUACUCGGCCUCCAUGGGAGUUUAUCGCCCGCUGCUUCCGUCCAGGCCAGAGCUCCGGAGAGUUGUUAAUGGGAUUUCUAACCUCCUCUACAUCUGCUUUCCAGACAACAACUGCUUGUGCUUCUCUAUUCUAGACACACGUUCUAGUCCUAGUAGGUAGCUAGAUCACGGUGUGAUGAUGAUGCUACUCGGGCGCGGUCUGUCUCUUGCCUCCAGGAGCCUGAGCCGAGCCUCCAUCUCUUCUCAUCGCAUCGCAACCCGCAACAAGAGCAGCACGGCAUGCGGACGGGUGGCCAAUGGCACUAGCUUAUUGCGCCACUAACCAGUAGGACUGACAUGGCCCCCUGCGCUCCCGGAAUGGUCAGGUGGACUGAACCGGAAUUGGGUAAUGGAGUAGGCAUCUUGGCGACCUUACCGCUCGCCUCGCGCUCAUAUACGUACCACCUGCGGCAAAAAAUUACCGCUCAGCGUUCUUCUCGCAUCUUCUCGACGCUCGCUUUUCGUUAGCCAGGCCCGGGUGCUUAGAUACGAAGAAGAUGUCGAUAGAGCUGCAGCUGAAACCCUUCUCAUCGCGAUCGCCAUCGACCCGGUUGAAAGGCCCGCCCGUAACAUCCUCUAAUUCUGUCUCUCUUUCAUGAGGAUCUCUUCCUUCUCCUUGAGAUCCAUCUUCUAGCUACAUGUCGGAGAUGUUUUCAUGGAUCAAUAACGCAUGCGCAGACUCCGGAAGCACUUUCUCAACCUUCGUGAGCAACGACAGCAUCGUUGCCGGACAAGAUUUUGGCCGGAUGCUCGGAUCCGUCUCUCGUGAGGUUCAUCUGAAUGAGAAGUCCAUGUAUAGGCUCAUACCGUGGGCAGAAAAUGCAAUAUGCUUUCGACCGGGAACUGCGGAGGGCGGUAAUCAGCUUGACGACGCCCAUGGUUUUUGGUCCACAUAUGCAGGUGCCGUUCAAGACCAACAAUCUAAGCAACAAUCUGCAACAUCUAAACUAGAUUCAGUUCCUGCAACGCCUCCACUACUCUCUGAUAUCGUGACGCUGGUAAGCGCAACAACGGACCGUGACAAAGUUGGGCAAUUACCGAAUGAGUUUGCAACUUUCAUUGACAGUCUCCCUAUUCCUUAUGGUUCCUCGAGCACAGGGAUUCAAGGCCAAUUUUCUUUCGGGGCCAACUCGACUCUCUCGGCAGCAGUCACAGAGACAGAACCAUCAAUUAGACCCAAAAUAGAAAUCGGAAAUUCCGAAGCUCACCCUAAACUUAGGGCACUCCAUUCUGUGUGCAUAGAGGCGAAAGACGAUCAGGUGAAGAAGAUACUUUCCAAAUGCGGUAAGUGGACACAAUCAGCGGCGGCUAACAAGUCAUUGCAGUGGACCACCGUAGGGUUAGAGAAACCCAAAGUCCACGGACGAACAAAGGGGGAUUUGUCAAAGAAGACCGAAGGGCCAGGAAGACAGCAUCACAAAAGUUUUCGUCCGGUGCCGUCCGAGAAAGCUGAGCACGUGCAGAGGGAACGCGAACGGAGGAUUCAGUUAAGAGCAAUGUAUAAAACACUGGACACCUUGGUACCUGCUCAAUCUAGGACAGCAAAGCGGGACCGAACGACAAUUGUCAACGAUGCCUUGAACUAUGUGAAAGAGAUGCGUAAGAAGUUGGAGAUGCUGCAAGCUUACAAGUCAAAGCCGGUCAUGUCACUGGCCUUAUCUGAGCUCAUUGCCCAGAAUAUUGAAAAGAGAAACAAUCAAGCAUCACAGCUUAUAACAUCCGGCGUCAGAGGAAAAACAUCAUCUCCAACAAGCAAUUCCACGGUUGAUAUCGAGCACACGGAGGGGGAUAUCGGGACUGAUGGAACCGCUGGCGACACUUCAGUUGUACUUGUGACUCCUGAGGUCAACGUCUUUAUGGCUUCUAGUGAUCAAGUGGUGAUCAACAUAAAUUGUGGGCCGAGGCCCGACUUACUCAGCAGGAUACUGAAGGCACUGGAUCUCCUACACCUCGAUGUCUCCCACUACACGUUCAGCAGGCUGUGCACACAGUUCGUGAACUGUCAUUUCGCGGCAAAGAUCAGAACGAGUGCUGAUACUACCCGUCUAACAGAAAUCAUCACGGAAGUACUUGGUGACUCACUUGUAUAAAGGCAGCUCGGAGUCUGCAGAUAAUACCUGAAUCAUCGAGACUACGAAGAGAAAGCGAGUAUGCAGCGUAUGGAAGCGGGACGUGUUGAAAGCAUCUGGUGAACUGGGAGGUAGACGCUUAGCAUAUUCUACAGAUAGUCACCAAGUCAGUCUCAUCCAGCUCUGCUGACUUCAAGCUUAGUCCGUGGAGAGAACCUUCUGAAUAUAAAAUAUGCCUGCUAAAAGAAUGGAGAGGACCCUGUUAAGUGUGUUGGGACUGGACAUCGGUGUAUAUGCUUCGCAAGUCUAUAGUGAGAGUGCUUCAGAGUUUCAUCAAAUCAGAAUAGAUUUUCAGUAGAAACUGUUGAAAGCCAGCAUAUAGCUACUUUUUGCAUUUGAACUUUGCGAUUCACAGUCGCAUAUGAUCGUAUAAAUAGGCGUUGUAAAGGUCAGUAUCUAGCGUCGAAUGGUUUACAUUCUAUGAAUUCGUAGACAUGCUUUCACUUGGAUAUUAAGUGGCAGACAUUUUAAAGCCCUUGAGUGUGAAAUCGAUAAACCCG